Molecule: messenger RNA, 2081 nt
Organism: Gopherus evgoodei (Goodes thornscrub tortoise)
Lineage: Eukaryota; Metazoa; Chordata; Testudines; Testudinidae
Product: inner centromere protein-like
Exons: 14
Coding region: 81-2033 (650 amino acids)
Biological process (GO): meiotic spindle midzone assembly; positive regulation of protein serine/threonine kinase activity; metaphase chromosome alignment
Cellular component (GO): nucleus; meiotic spindle midzone; midbody
Molecular function (GO): protein serine/threonine kinase activator activity
Source: RefSeq, a predicted model, not a curated record
CCGUUGGUCCGUGGCUCCAAUGGAGCUGCCACAGUCAUGCCUACGGAGGGUCGGCUGGCUCCGGUGGGCCGCCCACAGGCAUGACUGCGGCAGCUCCAUCGGAGCCACAGGAUCAGCGCGGGGGGCGGCGAAAUGGCUGUGCGCCUAGGGGCAGAGCCAUGGCGGAGGGUCCCACUCACCUGCUAGAGGUUUGCCGUCAGAAACUGGCCGAGUUCUUGUGCAAUGUCGAGCACAAGCACUUGGCAUGGCUGCGGGAAAUUGAAGAGGAGGCCAUGAAGAUGUUCGAUAGCAACUUAAGUGCUGAACCUGAGCUGAUGCCCAAAACACCAUCACAGAAGAAAUACCGUAGGAAGAAGCGCUCCUUAUCUCUUAAGGACGAGAACAAUGAACUGACCAGAAAAAGGUUAUCGAGAAGGAGAAGCAGCCUCAAGCCAGCAUCCUCUAAGCAAGUUUCCCAAAGGCUCCGAAGCAAAGAGGGACUGGAAAAACCCAGUGAUGUUCAAAAGGAAGUCAAUGCUUCUUUUUCAACAGCAAGAUUCCACUCCAAGGUUGAAGCUGAGUUUUCUCCUCCAUCAGAGGCAGUGGCUAAGACACCAACUAUCUUGUUAGUAGAAGGGCAGGUUCCCUUGGCGGAAAUCGGUGUUGACAACCAGAGUGGUGCUGACUUGUAUUUGAAGAGGAAUAUGCCUGAAAUAAUAGACCAGACCUUGGAGAUCAUCUCCCUGAGUAUUGAUGACCAAGCUCCCAAGAAGCCUAAGGUUACUGAACUUCAACCUAUGUCUGCAGCCUCGGCACAGGUGAUCCCUGACACUCCUGAGGCAAAGGAGACAGGAGAAGACCAGGAUGCUGCCAACUUUAGAAUAGCAAAUACAUCCACGCCAAAAGCUGCUGUAAAUGGGGAGCCUGGAGCUGAGAGUGAUGUUUCUGUUCAGGGGCCAGAAAAGGAGCUUUUCCAGGACUUAAAGGACAGCACAGGGACCUCAACAGUGUCCAAAUCGAGCCAUCCGUCUGCACGCAAAAGCCAGAGGGGUAAGUCCCAUAAGCACCGCAGGACCUCGCUAGCAGAGAAGUAUUCUCUGGCCAGCAAAAGAGAGAGCAUGAUCCGGAAAUCUAUCAGCAGGGCUAUCUCUAAGAAGAAGGCAGCUCGGGAGUCCUCUUCAGCCUCCAGCCACGUGAGCUGCCACAGCUCCCUGGAGGUAUUUAUGGAUGAAGAUGCAAGCAGCAAUGUCAGGCCUGAACUGGAACCAAAUGCUGAAUGUGACAAGGCUCCAAAACACCUGCAGAAAACCUUCAUUAUUCCAAAUGAAGGCAGUCCUGUUGCAGGACAGUCAGCUCAGACUGAACCACCAAAUGAGGCAGAGCAGCAGGCAGGAAACUGUAAAGAGAGCCAUUUGAAAAAGAGGGGCACUUCUCAGAGCAGUGGGAGCAAGGAGCAGCCCCAGAAUGCCAAGCCACUAGAACAGCCCUCGAGUAUCCGGAGACAGAGUUAUAAGCAAGCAGUGGAUGAGCUAUGUAAUGGGCAACAGCUAGAAGACUGUGACCGCUCUCCUUCAUAUGAUAAGGCCACUUCUUCUCCUGUAAGCAAGACUCUAGCCUCGCCCAGCCCAGCCAGCAAGGUCGUGCGUCCAUUCAAACACUUUUUACAGACGGUGCAGAAGAACCAGCUGCUCGUGACCCCAGGGUCCACAGGGCACAAUAGUGUCAUGAAAAACCUUAUCAAACGCAACACUCCUACCCGACCGGAUUCCAAGGGGGAUUUUGUUGAAAAGGAGCGGCAGCGGCUGGAGAGCCUGAGGAAGAAGCAGGAGGCCGAGCAACAAAGAAAACAAAAAGUGGAGGAGGAAAAGAGACGGCGCCUCGAGGAGAUGAAAUUGAAGCGUGAGGAACGUCUGAGGAAGGCACUCCAGGCUCGUGAACGGGUGGAGCAGAUGGAAGAGGAGAAGAAGAAGCGGAUGGAGCAGAAAUUCUCUCAAAGUGAGGAGAAGACUGAGAAGUCAUUCCUGGUGAUGGUCUUCUCAUCCUGUGAACUCUGAGGCUGAACUCGCUGCACUGGGUGCCAUCUGCCUUUAAAAUAUGUACAC